Messenger RNA from Condylura cristata (star-nosed mole), 5191 nucleotides. RefSeq names its product synaptotagmin IX (gene SYT9). NCBI's taxonomy places the organism in Eukaryota, Metazoa, Chordata, Mammalia, Eulipotyphla, Talpidae. The record is from RefSeq and is a predicted model, not a curated record. The transcript is spliced from 7 exons. Gene Ontology annotation, biological process: cellular response to calcium ion; regulation of dopamine secretion; regulation of calcium ion-dependent exocytosis. Gene Ontology annotation, cellular component: dense core granule; membrane. Gene Ontology annotation, molecular function: SNARE binding; clathrin binding; phosphatidylserine binding. Bases 419 to 1894 code for a protein of 491 amino acids.
UCCCCAGUGCUUGUAGUUGCGGGCGAGUCCCCCCGGAGCCAGGCUGGCGUUCCAGCGGGGACCGCCGGGAUACCACCCCGCGGCGCGCACCCCAGACCCAGCCCCGCCCCCGGCGGCCGAGAGUAGCGGGCGGAGAGCUAGCUGAGAGGCGCGCAGGGUUGUGCGGCGCCGCCUCUCCUCUGUGCCGGGGGAGGGACUGAGGGACCGGGCGGGAGAGAGCGCGAGCCCGACCGACCGACAGACUCGCGGAGAGCUGCAUGCAACCGGUGGGAGGCUGGGCCGGCUGGGGCUGGGGCUCGGGCUCGGGCGGUUUUCUGGCGGGUCCCAGGCGAGCGCGGACGGCCCAAAAGCGGCGGGCAGGCGGAGGGUUGUCUCCCGCGCCAGCCUGCCCGGCGCGGUCCGAGGAUGCGGGGGGGCGAUGCCCGGGGCCAGGGACGCGCUCUGUCACCAGGCGCUGCAGCUGCUGGCCGAGCUCUGUGCCCGUGGGGCCCUGGAGCACGACAGCUGCCAGGAUUUCAUCUACCACUUGCGGGACCGCGCCAGACCCCGGCUCCGCGACCCAGAUAUCUCAGUGAGCCUCCUGACCCUCGUGGUCACUGCCUGUGGCCUCGCUCUCUUUGGCGUGUCUCUCUUCGUGUCUUGGAAACUCUGCUGGGUUCCGUGGCGAGAACGAGGCCUGCUCUCUGGUAGCAAAGACAACAACCAAGAGCCUCUUAACUACACGGACACAGAGACCAAUGAGCAGGAGAACAGUGAGGGUUUCCUAGACCCUCCCACCCCCUGUCCUGACUCCUCCAUGAAGAUCAGCCACACCUCCCCCGACAUUCCCCUCUCAACCCAGGCUGGGGGACAGGAGAACUGUGCCCAUGGCGUCCGAGUGCAGCGCCAAGUCACAGAGCCAACUUCAUCGGCUCGGCAUAACUCAAUUCGAAGACAACUCAACCUGUCAAAUCCAGACUUCAAUAUCCAGCAGCUUCAAAAACAGGAACAGUUGACUGGCAUUGGUCGAAUUAAACCCGAGUUAUAUAAACAGAGGUCACUGGAUAAUGACGAUGGGAGAAGGAGUAGCAGCAAAGCCUGCGGGAAACUGAAUUUCAUUUUAAAAUAUGACUGUGACUUAGAGCAGCUCAUAGUGAAGAUCCACAAAGCUGUCAACUUGCCCGCCAAGGACUUUUCUGGGACUUCAGAUCCUUAUGUCAAGAUCUAUUUGCUUCCUGAUCGGAAAACAAAACACCAGACUAAAGUUCACAGAAAGACCCUGAACCCUGUGUUUAAUGAGGUGUUUUUGUUCCCGGUGCCCUACAAUGACCUUGAAGCACGGAAGCUGCACUUCUCUGUGUAUGACUUUGAUAGGUUUUCUCGACAUGACUUAAUUGGCCAAGUGGUGGUGGACCACUUCUUAGACUUGGCAGAUUUCCCCAGGGAGUGUAUCCUUUGGAAGGAUAUCGAAUAUGUCACCAAUGACAAUGUGGACCUUGGAGAGUUGAUGUUUUCCCUCUGCUAUCUUCCAACGGCUGGCAGGCUGACCAUUACCAUUAUAAAAGCAAGGAACUUAAAAGCAAUGGAUAUAACAGGAGCAUCAGAUCCCUAUGUGAAAGUCUCACUGAUGUGUGAUGGCAGGCGACUGAAGAAGAGGAAAACGUCCACCAAGAGGAACACUCUGAAUCCUGUUUACAAUGAAGCCAUAGUCUUUGAUGUCCCUCCCGAGAAUAUUGACCAAAUCCAUCUGUCCAUAGCAGUCAUGGACUAUGACCGUGUAGGUCACAACGAGAUCAUCGGUGUCUGUCAAGUAGGCCACGAGGCUGAGAGGCUGGGCAGAGACCACUGGAGUGAAAUGCUGUCGUACCCCCGGAAGCCCAUUGCGCACUGGCACUCUCUGGUGGAGAAACGAUGACUAUGGGAAGAGGGUUGCUUGUGCCAAGGACACAGUAGGACACCAUCUUACAAAGAUCUUGAGUAACUUUUCCCAUCCAACAACACCCGGACGAGUCCAGUGACCAAAUGCUCGGCUGUCACCAUGGCAAUAAGUGGCCCUUACUCCGGAUUGGGUUUGCUGAAUGUGAACCGUCCAGCUAUCUCCAGGUGGCCUGAGAGACUGUGCGCAAGAGACGUACAUCUGUUACGGUCAGGAACCGAGAUCAGACUGUGGAAGAAACCAGCUGAUCCAGUGCGAGUGCUGAGAGUGCCCUGAAUGGUGGGACUCUGGCAGGUUAACACGCGGUCCUUGUUGAUGGGUCAUAGCACCUGCCCUGGCCACAUCACGCUGACACGAUGUUCUUUGCUUGAAUGCCCUGGAAGGACAGAAUAUCUUAAAAUAUAUCCAGGUGCUAAAUAAGCAGCAGACCUAAUUCACACUGGACUAUCUUUGAGCUAAUAACUGUCUCCAGAAAACAAUUUAAUCCCAGCAAGUGCUCUAGCUUUGCAAAGAAUAACCCCACAGGAGUCAGGAUAAGCAGGCUAUUUCCCUGGUGAAAACCUGGUGCAAGGAGGACUAGUUCCUAGCCAAUUCACUGCCCCUCCCAUGCACAGAGUGCCAGCCAAUCAUGGCUUUCUUUCUGCUGAACCCAGGUUCCGAGGAAUCAGAUCCCCGACACUGUUUUCUAGGUAGCUGGGACCUAGCCUUUCAGCUGGCGGUUGUCACUAGAAUGAACCUGAGUUAAUGGCCACCCCUGUAAAGAGGCAUGCUUCUCAGUGGCAUGAGCUUUAUGGGGUGCCCUUGCCCAAGCACAUCUGUCCAGUAAGGGGACAUCCUCAGAUAUAGGUGGAGUUUUGUGUAAGGAGAGUCCAUGGAGAGACCACACAGCCCUCCCUGAAGGAAGGCACAACUGGGGGGCCUUCUGGGCCUGAGUGCCUUCCGGGGGUUUUCCAUAUGCAACAACCCAGAGCAUCACCUUGGGUGGCCACCAACAGGUUUCCUUUUCACUUGCAGACGCAUAUAUCACUUUCAUAGAACUUGGGGAAUGGAAAUACCUGCAAGAGUGAAGGUCAAGGGCUCUCCCCGGUAUCUCAUUCAUUAUUCAGCUUCCUCUGUGACCAUAUCAGCCAGCCCCUGCCAGCCGUGCUCCUCAUCCUCAUUGCUUCUGCCUCCAUACAAAUGAAACCAAAGGCCUCAGCAUACCCAGGGAGGGUGUUUCCUUGUGAUCCUCUCUCUGCCAUUAUGGGUGCAAAGUAUCCCAUCCUCACAUUUGCACCACUUCUCCAAGAUAGUAUUUCCCCUUUUUGUAAAUGCUUUUGCAGCAGAAUCCAGCGUUGAAUUGUAGUUUUCCUUCCUGGGAAGCUCAUUAUCAUAAUUUGAAUUAACAUUUAAAUGUAAGAGUAACUGGGUGGAAGCAGGACUAAUGCAUGUCUUCAGAACAUUCUCACUGCCACAGCUACCUGGUGAAAGAAAACUUCCUUGAUGUCAGUUCUAUAAAGGAUGGAGACUGUGAUGGUGUGUGAUAGUGUUACUGUACUCUAGUUUCAUGCAUUCCCCAGCCUGCUGGGUCCAUUUCCAUCUCUGAAUGACUUUCGACCAGGCUCCAAAAGGAACCCAAGGUUCUGCCUAUAUCCAAUGACAGGAGAAGGAUUCAACAUUCUUUACUCAAGGUUCCCCUCUGCCGAUUCCUCCCCACUCAGACAUUUCCCCUCCCCCCCCAUACCAGUGUUUAGAACCAAAGCAUGAAAGACUGGUGCCAGCAGGACAAUCACCAGAAAUAUUAUCUCUUAGAGCCAGACAGAUGAGGCCAGAAGAAUGGUCCCCAAGAAACCUGGCUGGCUACAGCAGAUAUCAGGCAGCCAUUCAAUUGAUUUUGAUGUGUCCUUGGCAAUGGAACCUGGGGCAGCUGUGCCUGGUGUCCCCCCUCCCUCAAGAUUGUCCUUCCAAGACAGUUAUCAGGCCUGGGGUACUAAUAAGUUUGCUACUGGUUUGUUGGUAUGAAACAGAAAGUGGCUUUGCAGGGGGCAGCAGGCAAAGAGGCGGCCGCAUGGCAGACAGCCGGCUUUGUGUCUGGAGAGCUUUGCUUAGCCAGUCUAGCUGUGGCCAAAGGCCGGUUAUAAAUCUGAACUCCCUGAGUCUGUCUGCAGCUCUGCCUCUGUUCUCUUGCAUUCUGUUUGGUUUCCCUUUAGUUUCCUAGUAAAUGUUCCUUUUGAAAAAUUCCUACCUUGUCUAUUGAGCUUGGGGGUUGGGGGAGGUUCUCCAAUGUCUUUUCCAGGGUAGAGAAGGAAAAGCACCUUGAAAACAAAUGGCAGGGAAAGGAAAACAUGCUGGUGGAAGAGCCAGGGAAAGCUAGCGCCAAGAGAUAAGGAAAGACCUCGUGUCCUCCACCCAUUUGGCAUGUGUUCUCCGCUCUUUUCUCUUGCCAUCUUUAUCUUCAAGAAGGUCCACCCUGCAUAUGUGCUGCUGCAAAGCAUCCAUCUAGCCAGUAAACCGGGCACAUUGAGCAUGCAGCGUUAGGAAGGAGAAGUACAGGGUACGUGACCAGAAGAGGAAUUGGAGAGUGUGGGGAAGCUGUGGUCUACGCACCGUGGAUUUUCUCAAAAUGCUUCAGCAACCUCGACUCACAGUGAAGUUUAGUCUCUACAGCCAUCACUGAGGAGACAUCUUUCAUGUGAAUAGAAGAAAGUCAUCCUCUCACGCGUCCUCAUUGAGACUGCUAAAAUAUAGACAUGGAAAAUUUCCUAUUUUCACGGCUACCCUGUCCUGGUGGGUAUCUCUUGCUGGUUGUCUAUUGCCACAUAACAAAGCACUGCAAAACCCUGUGGUUCAAAGAGAAAGUUGUUAUCUCUCAUGGUUGUUUGGGUUGGCUGGGCUUAGGAGAUCGCUCUCUCUUGUGGAGUCUCAUAGUUGCUGCCAGGUGGCAGUUAAGGCUGGCACCAGCUGAAUGCCUGACUGGGUUAGAGAGCCACACUGGAUUCUUCACUCCUGUCUGACGGCUUUGCUGGGGUGACUGGGACACAUGGAGGCUCGGCGGGCCUGUCACCUGACUGCAGUGUCACAGGGUUUCACAGCAGUCAGACGUCUCACUAGUGGUUGGUUUCCCCCAGAGCAAACACUACACGAGGUCUCAGUAGAGGCUGCAUGUUCCUUCUAAAUUCUGAAGUUACACAGUCAUAUCCACCAUGUGCAAUGGCCAAGCACAUGGCACGGGGCUUGCCUAGAUUCAGGGAAGGAGCUACACAGGCGUGAGGGGCUGAAGGUGUGGCUCAUGGUAAG